ACCACCACCAAAGCAUAUCACAACCAAACAGAGUUCAACAAAGAAGAGAUCUAGCUACGGCCUAUAUCUUUAGUAUUAACCAUUUUUCAAUGGCCUCUAUUAAAAUUUUCGUCGCUUUAGCUCUUGUUUCAGCAAUCAUUGCUCCGGCUUUGGCAACAGACUUUGUGGUUGGAGAUGACGCUGGCUGGAAAACCAAUUUCGAUUACAAGACAUGGGCUGCUGACAAAGAGUUUCAUGUUGGCGAUAAACUCAUUUUUAACUAUCCUGCUGGAGUUCACAAUGUUCACAAAGCGGAUUUAGCUUCAUUUCAGAGUUGCACACCAGCGGCAACAAGUGUUGCCCUCACUACUGGGAGUGAUGUGAUUACCCUUGCAAGUGAAGGCAAAAAAUGGUACUUAUGCAGUAUAGCUUCUCACUGUGCCUCCGGAAACAUGAAGCUUGCAAUAACAGUGUUACCUCAGGGAGAAUCUCCUGCUCCAGCUCCUGAAGUUUCUGCAGCUACCGGAUUUGGAGGCUCUACACAUAUGUUAUGGAUUGGUGCAGCAUUCGCAACAUUAAUGAUGAUGAUUUAAUUACAAACAGAGAGUUGAGUGAUGUUUAAUUUUAUAUUACUAUGUGGUAUUUACGGUCAAAUUAUGGUUUGUUUCAUUACAAUUUCUUUUUGUUAAGUAUUAUCAUAACAAUAUUUCUUGAUGUAAUUAAUGAAUGAUAAUCGAAGAGUUUUGCAUUCCCGCCAGAUAUUACAGGCUUA
Messenger RNA from Daucus carota subsp. sativus, 751 nucleotides. RefSeq names its product blue copper protein 1a. Bases 90 to 572 code for a protein of 160 amino acids. NCBI's taxonomy places the organism in Eukaryota, Viridiplantae, Streptophyta, Magnoliopsida, Apiales, Apiaceae. The transcript has 2 exons. Gene Ontology annotation, molecular function: electron transfer activity. The record is from RefSeq and is a predicted model, not a curated record. Gene Ontology annotation, cellular component: plasma membrane.